Molecule: messenger RNA, 3453 nt
Organism: Harpia harpyja (harpy eagle)
Lineage: Eukaryota; Metazoa; Chordata; Aves; Accipitriformes; Accipitridae
Gene: KIF1C
Product: kinesin family member 1C
Biological process (GO): cytoskeleton-dependent intracellular transport; vesicle-mediated transport; microtubule-based movement
Cellular component (GO): dendrite; microtubule; kinesin complex
Molecular function (GO): ATP hydrolysis activity; microtubule binding; ATP binding
Source: RefSeq, a predicted model, not a curated record
GCCGUCACCGGCAUGGCGGGCGCUUCGGUGAAGGUGGCGGUCAGAGUCCGGCCCUUCAACGCCCGCGAAACCAGCCGCCAGGCCAAGUGCGUCAUCCAGAUGCAAGGCAACACCACCUGCAUCACCAAUCCCAAGCUCCCCAAAGAUGCCACUAAGCACUUCAGCUUUGACUACUCGUACUGGUCCCACACUUCGGUGAAGGACCCCCACUUCGCCUCGCAACGCCGUGUCUACCAGGACAUCGGGGAGGAGAUGCUGCUCCACGCUUUCGAGGGUUACAACGUCUGCGUCCUUGCCUACGGCCAAACCGGCGCUGGCAAAUCCUACACCAUGAUGGGCAGGCAGGAGGCUGGGCAGCAGGGAAUCAUCCCGCAGCUCUGCGAGGAUCUCUUCACCCGCGUCGGCCGUGAGGGAUCCCCCGAUCUCACCUUCUCUGUGGAGGUGAGCUACAUGGAGAUCUACUGUGAGCGGGUGCGGGAUCUGCUGAACCCCAAAAGCCGGGGGGGGGCUGCGGGUACGGGAGCACCCCCUGAUGGGCCCUACGUCCAGGACCUGUCCCGCCUGGCCGUCACCUCCUUCGAGGACAUCGCCGAUCUCAUGGACAGCGGCAACAAGGCCAGGACGGUGGCAGCCACCAACAUGAACGAGACGAGCAGCCGGUCCCACGCCGUCUUCACCAUCAUCUUCAGCCAGCCGCAUGACCGCCUGACCGACCUCCACACCGAGAAGGUCAGCCGGAUCAGCUUGGUGGACCUGGCCGGCAGCGAGCGCGCCGACACCUCGGGGGCCAAGGGCAUGCGCCUGAAGGAAGGCGCCAACAUCAACAAAUCUCUGACCACCCUGGGGAAAGUCAUCUCUGCCCUGGCCGAGGCGAACAGCAAGAAGAAGAAGCCGGAUUUCAUCCCUUACCGGGACUCGGUGCUGACCUGGCUGCUGAAGGAGAACCUGGGCGGUAACUCCCGCACGGCCAUGAUCGCGGCGCUGAGCCCAGCCGACAUCAACUACGAGGAGACGCUCAGCACCCUGCGCUACGCCGACCGCACCAAGCAGAUCCGGUGCCACGCGGUGAUCAACGAGGAUCCCAACGCCCGGCUGAUCCGGGAGUUGAGGCAGGAGGUGACGCGGCUGCGGGAGCUGCUCUGCGCCCAGGGGCUGGCCCACACCCUCGCCCCCCCCCGGUGAGAGACUGGGGGGGAACGUGGGAGUACUUCGGCUGCAGGUGACCCCAAAACACCCCCCAGCCCCUCCCCCACCCCGGGGGGACCCAGGCGUCCGGGCUCCCCCCCCCAAAAUUGUGGCCCUACCCCCCCCAAAAUUGUGGCCCCCCCCCUCCAGGAGACAGAGAAAAUCAUCGCGGAGCUGAACGAGACCUGGGAGGAGAAGCUGCGCAGGACGGAGGCGCUGCGCCUGGAGCGGGAGGCGCUGCUGGCCGAGAUGGGGGUGGCUCUGCGGGAGGACGGCGGCACUGUUGGCGUCUUCUCCCCCAAAAAGGCCCCCCAUUUGGUGAACCUCAACGAGGACCCGCUGAUGUCCGAGUGCCUCCUCUACCACAUCAAAGAUGGCGUGACCAGAGUGGGCCAAGUGGACGUGGACAUCAAGCUGUCGGGGCCGUUCAUCAGGGAGCAGCACUGCCUCUUCCGCAGCUGCCCCCGACCCUCUGGUGAAGUCGUGGUGACGCUGGAGCCGUGUGAGGGGGCCGAGACCUACGUCAACGGGAAGCAGGUGACGGAGCCGGUGGUCCUCAAGUCGGGCCACCGCCUCGUUUUGGGGAAGAACCACGUUUUCCGCUUCACCCACCCGGAGCAGGCGCGCCGGGAGCGGGAGCGCGCCCCCGCCCCCCCCUGAGCCCCCCCCCGACUGGAACCUGGCCCAGCGGAGCUGCUGGAGCAGCAGGGCAUCGACAUGCGCCUGGAGAUGGAGAAGAGGCUGCAGGACCUGGAGAACCAGUACCGGCGGGAGAAGGAGGAGGCCGACCAGCUGCUGGAGCAGCAGCGCAUGCACGCCGACCCCGACAGCGGUGACGACCCAGAGCAGCGCUGGUGCGAAGCCGGUUGGCGCCUCAUCUCCUCCCUCCGCCAAAAACUCCCGGCGCCCACCGUCCGUUCCAUCGUCCGCCGCUGUGGCCUCCCCAACCCGGGCAAACGCCGGGAACCCCUCCGCGUUUACCAAAUCCCUCAACGGCGCCGGCCGGCGACGCCAGAUCCUCCCUGGGUCACCAUGGCGGACCUGAAGAUGCAGGCGGUGAAGGAGAUCUGCUACGAGGUGGCCCUGCGGGAUUUUCGGCAAGCGCGGCGAGAGGUGGAAGCCAUGAGCAUCGUCAAGAUGAAAGAGCUUUGCCGGCGCUACGGCAAACGCGAUCCUCACGAGCGGGAGACCUGGCGCGCCGUGGCGCGGGACGUUUGGGAUACGGUGGGAGGAGGCGAAGGAGGCGGCGGCGGCACCGACGGCGUCGCCGGCGAUGUCACCGGGGCGGAGGUGGAGGGGCUGCGGGCUCACCUGGACAAGCUGGCGGGGAUCCUGCGGGAGGUGAAGCGCCAGAACAGCGCCAAGGACGAGCAGAUCCGCGCCCUGCGCGACCGCGUCGGCAAGAUGGAGCGCGUCAUCCCCCUCCCAGCGGAGGAGGAGGGGGAGGCCGAGCCCCCUCCUCAGGAGCCCCCCCCGGCCGGCGCUGGGGGGGGGUCACCGUCACCUUGCUUGUCAUCCUCCUCCUCCUCGGCGGCCGAGCGGCUCUGCCGGCUGAUGGAGCAGGAUCCGGCCUUCCGGCGGGGGCGGCUGCGCUGGCUGCGGCAGGAACAGGCCCGCUUGGGGGGGGGGCUGCAGCCCCCCGCCCCCCCCCGCCGCCCCCCCCGCUUCACACACCCCCCCCAGGACUGUAAGCUUCGCUUCCCCUUUAAGAGCAACCCCCAGCACCGCCUCACGUGGGGGGCGGCCCCACCCCCCGAGGACGACGCCCCCCCCCUCUUUCGGGCCGCCCGGCGGGGGUCUCUGGACGGGGGAACCCCCCCGCGGCAGCCGCCGACGCCGGGGGGGGCCCCCGCCCCCCCCGCGGACGUGCCCCCCCCCCCGCGUGCGCCGCCAGCACUCGGCCCCUGACCUGAAGGCACGCGGUCCCCCCGCCUAGGGGGGCGCGGGGGGGGGGGAACAGCGCCGCGGGGGGUGAUGGGAUACUGGAGGACACAACCCCCCCCCCCCCUCCCCUCCAUGGACAAUCAGGGCUGAGCUGCUCCCCCCCCCCCCCCCCCCAGGUGCUGAGUGGGGUUGUCCCGCGUGGGGGGGGUCCCCCAGCUGCUGUCACACACCCCCCUCCCCCCCCUCGCGUGUGUGUGCGUGUGCCUGUGGAGGGCCCCCCCCCCAUUAAGGGGAUCCCCUGGUUGAAGGCGGAAGCCCCUAAUUAAAGAGGAACCCCUCAUUAAAGGGGGCGCCCCCCCCAUUAAAGGUGGUGCCGCCUCCGUC